Molecule: messenger RNA, 2957 nt
Organism: Lingula anatina
Lineage: Eukaryota; Metazoa; Brachiopoda; Lingulata; Lingulida; Lingulidae
Product: ATP-dependent RNA helicase DDX1
Molecular function (GO): nucleic acid binding; ATP binding; protein binding
Source: RefSeq, a predicted model, not a curated record
GGAGCUGCUACAGCAAGAGAGACCCGGCGAAAGUUGACGACAACAAAAUGACUGCAUUCGAAGAGAUGGCUGUUAUGCCUGAGAUUGCCAAGGCAGUUGAGGAGAUGGAUUGGAGUCUUCCUACAGAUGUCCAAGCCGAGGCUAUCCCACUAAUUCUUGGCGGAGGAGACGUCCUGAUGGCUGCUGAGACUGGCAGUGGAAAAACUGGGGCAUUUAGUCUUCCAAUCAUCCAAAUUGUGUAUGAGACACUGAAAGAUAUAAAAGAAGGGAAGGGAGCAAAGGCAGGGGCUGGAAAAGCUGCAGUUGCAGGAAGUACAAAAUGGGGUAUGAACGUAUUUGACAGAGGAGAGGCCAUGGCCAUUAAUCCUGAAGGAUUACUCUGUCAGAGCAGAGAUCAGCGUGGGUGGCAUGGCUGCCGUAGCAACAAGGGACUGCAUGGAAAAGGAAAAUAUUACUAUGAAAUGAAAGUCACAGAUGAGGGCCUAUGUAGGAUAGGCUGGGCCACAGAGAAGGCCACACUGGAUUUGGGCACCGACAACCAGAGUUUUGGGUUUGGUGGAACUGGGAAGAAAUCUCAUGGAAGACAGUUUGAUAAUUAUGGAGAGUCAUUUGGUUUACAUGAUGUCAUUGGCAGUUGUCUGGACUUGGAUAACUUCACCAUCAAGUGGUCAAAGAAUGGUGUUGAUCUUGGGAAGGCUUACGACAUUCCUCCGAACAUGAAAAAUGCAAAUUUCUAUGCUGCCAUAUGCUUAAAGAAUGCUGAGGGCCUGCUGAAUUUUGGGGAGACUCCCUUUGCAUAUCCACCCAAAGAUGGCUAUAUAGCUGUUGAUGAAGCACCCAGAGACUGUGUGGUAUCGUCGAGAGCAGGGGGAUCUACCCCUGCCACAGCUCAGCAGGCACCAAACGCUCCACAAGCUAUCAUUAUUGAGCCUUCCAGAGAGCUUGCAGAGCAGACUUUAAACCAAAUUCAAAAGUUUAAGAAAUAUCUUGAAAACCCAGUUAUCCGAGAGGUGUUGUGCAUUGGUGGUAUAGCAGCUAGGGACACUAUUAAUAGUCUUAUGGAUGGGGUGGACAUUGUGGUUGGGACACCAGGUCGCUUGGAAGACCUCAUCUCCACUGGGAAAUUACUGCUGUCUUCUGUCAGAUUCUUUGUUUUAGAUGAAGCUGAUGGUUUACUCUCUGCGGGAAACAAAGAUUUGAUUGAUAGAAUUCAUCAGCAAAUCCCAAAGAUUACUAGUGAUGGCAAACGAUUACAGAUGGUUGUCUGUUCUGCAACUCUGCACUCUUUUGAUGUGAAGAAACUGGCUGAACGUCUAAUGCAUUUCCCGGUGUGGAUAGAUUUGAAAGGACAAGACUCUGUACCAGAGACGGUGCAUCAUGUUGUGUGCAAUGUGGACCCACUUAAGGAUGUCAGUUGGAAGAUGUUAAAGCGCCAUGUCCAGACUGACGGAGUACAUGAGGCUGACAGAUAUAUGCCGCAAACUCCAGAUCAAGAGACCCUUUCUGAGGCCGUGAAGAUGCUGAAGGGAGAGUAUCUUAUUCGUGCCAUCCAGGAACACAAGAUGGACCGCGGCCUCAUCUUCUGCAGAACUAAGUUGGAUUGUGACAAUAUGGAGCGCUAUUUCAUCACAUAUGGAGGCGGUCCUCAUCAAAGAAACAGCCCAUUUUCUUGUGUGUGCCUACAUGGUGACCGGAAACCACAAGAGAGAAAGGCCAAUUUGGAAAAGUUCAAGAAUAAUGAGGUCAGAUUCCUCAUAUGCACAGAUGUGGCGGCCAGAGGUAUUGACAUCCACGGACUUCCAUAUGUGAUAAAUGUGACACUUCCAGACGAGAAAGAAAAUUAUGUUCACCGAAUUGGCAGGGUUGGUAGAGCUGAAAGAAUGGGAUUGGCCAUUUCCUUAGUUUCUACAGUAAAGGAAAAGGUGUGGUACCAUUCAAACUGUCAAAACCGUGGCCGUGGGUGUUACAAUACUGACCUCACCAUUCAUGGUGGCUGCUGCAUUUGGUAUGAUGAACCAAAGUAUCUGGCCGACAUUGAGGAACACUUGGGAGUGACCAUUGACCAGGUGGAGCCUGACCUCAAGGUACCUGUCAACGAAUUUGAUGGAAAGGUGGUCUAUGGGCAAAAAAGAACAGUUGGGGGGAGUGGUUACAAAGGUCAUGUGGAAAUGCUGGCACCAACAGUUUCUGAACUAGCAGCCCUGGAGAAAAAGGCCCAGACCUCCUUUAUUAACAUGAAGUACAAAAAGACCCUAGUGACGACCAGAUAAAGAUGUUUUAUUUGCCUGUUGUCUAUUUGUGGCACUGUUCUGCCUGACCUUCACAUCUUUUAAGUUGAAUUUGCAGUUUCAGAAUCAGGCGAAUUUAACAAAAAAUCCACAGAAAUCCUUAUUAUAAAAUAAGGUAAAACAUGGAAUCCCUUUGAAAAUAAGUUUUUUUUUUUUUUAUUAGUUUUGGUUUCCAGAUGUCAGUGCUUAAGUAGAAUUAGCCUUUCUGUACUGUGUAUGUGCAGUUUUGUGACCAGAAUCGGAUAUAUAUUCAAACGUUUCAUUCAAAGAUGUUUGUUAAAAAGAGAGAAUGAAACGCAAAAGGUUUUUUUCUGAAAAUACAAGCUUUUAAGAACAGUGUACAGAGACAUAUACAAAGCAUUGCAUUCUGCUUAAAAGCAUGAAUUUUAGUUACAGUAAUGCUGUGGUUACAGUAAACUGAAAUGGAACUUAAUGAAGAUAAACUCUUACCAUCACUUAUGAUGAAAAAAUAGAGAUUUCACAAAAAAUGCCAAAAUACCAUUAUUGCAAACCGAGUUUUGUGGAGGUUGAGUAUCCACUUUGUAAAAGUGUAUGCUCAGAUCAUUCUGAAUGGCUGCUGUAUGGAGUUCAGUAGAAAGUGUUCAAAAUCAUCUUUUCUGACUUUAAUUUCUUAUGGUACUAAUUGCAAAUAAAGAGCUCAAAAGCUGG